This is a messenger RNA of Daldinia caldariorum, 1365 nucleotides long. RefSeq lists its product as uncharacterized. The record is from RefSeq and is a predicted model, not a curated record. Lineage: Eukaryota; Fungi; Ascomycota; Sordariomycetes; Xylariales; Hypoxylaceae. The transcript is spliced from 3 exons. Gene Ontology annotation, cellular component: membrane. Bases 473 to 1264 code for a protein of 263 amino acids.
ACCGUUACACUUCAUCUCGUUUGACGCAGUUUCGAUAGCACUAAGAUAUUCUGAGCGGAUUCCCCUUUCAUGUGUAACUGAUGCUAUUCGCGGCUGCCCAUCUCUUGGCGUACAUCGAGGGACUUUGGGCUCUAUUGCAUGAUCAGUCUAUCAUAGUCUCUUUCAGCUACUCGCACCCUUGUUCUUGGCGGUCGGAGACAUCUUUACGCUUAUAUGGCGUCUACCUAGUCCUGCUAUUUCGAGGUAGUUUAGGAGAUGGCCUUAUUAGUAGGCGGACGAGUUGCAGCCGAAGUAAAUCGCCCUUCUUUCGCAGGAGUAGCAAGGGUCCAACGGGGUACAUAUGAGCGGGACGGCUUUCCUUUCCAAGUCGUUUACUUUUCCUAAAUUUCUGUCGGUAGGUAUUGCGCUACCAUUUGUUCACUUCAGUGACGCGGCUCCCUUUGCGCUUUGUUUUUGAGUUCCUUUGUAUGCCAUGAUGGAGCAGCCGUCGGUGAAAUACUCCAACCAGCGGGUUCCCGGGAAAGAGCACAUCCCUCUUUAUCCCAAAGGGUUUGUUGCGAUACGUAUUAUUCAGCUAGUGGUUGGAAUCAUAUGCUUGGGGUUGAGUGCCUUCGGUAUCGUGUUCCUCGUCUUUACAGGAGAUGCCUUGACGCUUUUCACCUCUAUCGCGACCCUUAUCACUAGCAUUUAUUGUCUCGUCGCGCAUUUUGGUCCCGCGAGGGCCUACAACUAUUGGGCAAUACUCGGCUUGGAUAUAUUUCUUGUCAUCUUCUGGCUGGUCUCAUUUGCAAUCCUUGCUGACCAGGUUGCCUCCGUGUUCGCUCUCUACCACUCUUAUGCUAGCUUCUAUGGCGACUACUACGACUUGAACGAUUACGAUACUGCGGUUAACACGUAUGGCGGUUGCUUAGCUGCUGCGGCGGGCUUGGGUGGUGUUGAAUUCGUGCUCUAUAUCAUCUCCCUUUCGAUCCAUGGUGUCAUGCUACAUCGACACCGAAAGGCUGGUCUCAAGGCUAUGCCCACCCGAGGGGUUGCUGGGGGAGCAGACGGAUUACCCGCCGGCGGAGAGAAGUUCCAAAUGCAACCCCGAACCACCCAAGUCUAUCAAGAACAAAACACUAUGGGUAGGCAACCUCCGCCUCUCCAAGGUUUCUAUCCAUCCCAAUCACCUCCUCCAGUUUUGUCACAGCCUACUGGCAGUACUUAUGUUCAACCCCAGCAGAUAGGGGUCCCUGGCCAGACUCAACAGUAUCCUGUGGCCUAGUCAUCUAGAAAAAACUGGUCAAUGGAGCCAGAAUGCCAUUAUUUACGGGAUAAUUCAUGGGGUAGCUAGCGCGCCACAUAGUUUCAUUCUGUGUAUGCUGA